GAAACUAGCGCACUGCAGCAGCCCGGUUUCCAUUAAACGCCCAUUCCACUCAGUGUGAAUGAGAUUAGGUGUGGGAGUUUUCUACCUCAUAUCCGAGAAGUGACACAGCCAGGCAAGCUCGGUCCACUUGGAGAAGCCUACAGGCUGGAGCUCUGGCCCAGCCCAGCCCAUCCCAUCCCAACCCAGCAGCAUAACUCACUCAGAGCAGGAGGUUUAUACAGAGGCGGACCCACAUCACUCACCACAAACCCAUUCACGUAAACGAGGGCAGCGCUUCGCUAAGACGGCUACAGCCGAGCAGACCUCCUCAGCUCUGUCUGGAAUCCUAUCACUUUCAACGGCCGUCUGUGUGGAGAACUUCCGUCAUGAGCUUCCUCACCGCUCUCCACUGUGUGGUGCUUAUUUCGUUCUGUGAAAUCCUGGGGAAACACCAAACCAGCGCGGGCAUGUGUUGGCUGCAGCAGAGCCAGGAGCAGCGCUGUGACAUGGUGCUCAUGCGCGGAGUAAGCAGGGAGGAGUGUUGUGCCGGUGGCCGUUUAGACAUGGCCUGGUCCAACACCAGCCUGCCCAUCAACGAGGUCAGUCUAUUGGGUUUCCUGGGCAUCGUCUCCUGCAAGCCCUGCAAAGAGACGUGUGAAGGGGUGCAGUGUGGGCCGGGGAAGGUGUGUAAGAUGAAGGGCGGACGCCCUCAGUGUGUGUGCUCCCCAGACUGCUCCAACGUCUCCAGAAAGCACGCUGUCUGUGGGAGUGAUGGGAACUCGUAUAAAGACGAGUGCGCGCUUCUGAUGGCCCGCUGCAGAGGUCAUCCUGACCUGGAGAUCAUGUACCAGGGAGAGUGCAAAAAGUCCUGCUCCAACGUGGUGUGCCCUGGCACCCACACCUGCGUGACAGACCAGACCAACAGUGCCCACUGCGUAAUGUGCCGCACAGCCCCCUGCCCGCUGCCCCUGCUCACUGACCAGACCAUCUGCGGCAACGAUAACAUCACCUACCCCAGCGCCUGCCAUUUGCGCCGGGCCACCUGCUUCUUUGGCCGCUCCAUAGGAGUGCGCCACUAUGGACAUUGCAGAAGUGAAGAAGACAGUGAGGAGAAUUCACUCUUUUAGAGACGCUGGCUUUGCAUGAGCUUCGUUUCCUCGUACAUCCACUGACAGCGCAGUUCACGUGAGCGAGUCGUAACUACCCGACAGAGUCCUCUGUUCUAAAUGAACCACUGAUAUACGUAGAUGCAUGCAGUACAUAUUACAAGGGAAAUGUGUGCCUCUCUUGCUAUCUGCUAUAGUAUUGUAGUGAAGAACUGAAGUGAUAAACUGUUUAUCAGAUUUGGGGCCUGACAAUGUGCAUAUUGUAAAUACAUUACUGCUAUUAUUUAUUGGAGGAAGCCAGUUCUCCAAAAACAUGUUUUUAUUUAUAGUUCUUUUCAUUUGAAUUGCAUAUUCCCAGAUCAGCUGCCUUCAUGGAGAUAUUUAUUGUGUUAUUGUCAGUGUUCAUGUGCAAAACAGUUGUAGUUCAAUACAGGUUCAUGAAAAAUUACACUCAAAAUUCCUGUUUCUAGAUGUAUACAGUGUAAACACUUGCCAAAGACAGAUGCAACCGUUGCUAUGCAUUGUUAAUAAAAUGCAUAGAUGCUUACAUAAACAAUUAAACACUGAAUCCCUUUUGAUAGACCUUUCCAUGCUCUGCCCACAAAUGCAUUGCUAGGUUGAACAAGCUUUACAUAACAUUGGCAAAAAUCUCAUUUAACCAAAAAAAUAGUAGCACACUACGCAAAGUUCUGAAUUUCAAAAAUAUUGUUUUUUUAUCCAUUUGAAAGGUUAACCUGUUAGGAUGGGUUGGGUGUAGUUGUGUCAUCAAGCUAACAUUAGCAUGGUGGCAGCUUUGUUAUUGUUUCCAACCUGCCUACUUUCGACUGAGUAAAACAACGCAGUCUAGCUCAACAGCGUAGUAUUGUAAACUCGAAACUGGAAGAUGUUAUGUAGCGCCAACCAGAUUGAACUUAUUAGGGUGAAUGUGGGUGGGAGUGUAAAUCUGUUAGGAUGGGAACACACUGACCGAUCCGAUGUCUCGUGAAGACUGAGCUGAAAGGAUUAAGUGAUGGUGUGCUCAUCAACCUUGUCCAAUGAACAACGAGUCUAUUGUUAGCCCAAGUUAGCCCUCUUUCUCCAGUUACUGUCUUAAGACAAAGCAUUUGAAGUGGUUUCAUGGAAUCACAUUUUUCCAACGAGCACAACUAUGACAAAACUGAAUCGAACGGUGUUACUGAAA
Molecule: messenger RNA, 2265 nt
Organism: Colossoma macropomum (tambaqui)
Lineage: Eukaryota; Metazoa; Chordata; Actinopteri; Characiformes; Serrasalmidae
Gene: fstl3
Product: follistatin-like 3 (secreted glycoprotein)
Exons: 5
Coding region: 366-1106 (246 amino acids)
Biological process (GO): negative regulation of activin receptor signaling pathway; regulation of BMP signaling pathway; multicellular organism development
Molecular function (GO): activin binding; protein binding
Source: RefSeq, a predicted model, not a curated record